UGCUGAGUGAUUUUGAGGUGGUGCUGGAUACUAUCCAUUACCAUUACUUGCAGUGAGAUUCAGGGAUAAUCAAACUUGGCAUAAUAAAUUACCAAGAUAAGAUAGAUUCUCUCCUUACAACAACGUCUCCUGUCUCCUCACAUUUUCACGAUGAGGGAAAGGAAGGCAACAGAUCCACUCCAUUCAUCCACAGAUCUGACUGAAGGGAACGAGAAGUUAAGACUGAAACAAGAGGUUGGCCUGAUUAGUGGCGUGUCAUUAAUUGCAGGUACCAUGAUAGGCUCGGGGAUCUUUAUGUCCCCUGAGUGGGUACUACACCACAUGGGGAACCCUGCCAGCAGCCUGCUGAUCUGGGCAGCAUGUGGUCUCCUGGCCAUGUUUGGAGCCUUGUCGUACGCUGAGCUUGGAACAAUAAUUAAAGAGUCUGGAGGAGAAUAUAUUUACAUUUUGAGGAUUUUUGGUUCCUUUCCUGCUUUCCUUUUCGCCUACACUUCUGUCAUCCUGGUGAGACCAGCUGGUUUGGCAGCUGUCUGUCUGAGCUUUGCUGAGUAUGCCAUUGCACCGUUCUACCCAGGAUGCGCGUCUCCGCAGGUUGCCGUCAAAUGUACAGCUGCUGCCUGCAUCCUGAUUUUAACUAUCAUCAACUGCCUCAACGUGAGGCUGGCAACAUCUGUUAUGAACAUUUUUACAGCUGCCAAACUCUUGGCUUUGUUGGUGAUUGUGGUGGGUGGGUUGGUGCUGCUUGCCAAGGGACAAACUCAGAGUUUUCAGAAUGGUUUUCAAGGCACCACUGCAGGGAUUGGGGCAGUUGGAGUGGCGUUUUACCAGGGGCUCUGGUCCUAUGAUGGAUGGAACAACCUGAAUUAUGUAACUGAGGAACUGAAGAAGCCUGAGGUGACCCUUCCCAGAGCUCUGAUGAUUGCCAUUCCUUUGGUUACGUGCCUGUAUUUGCUGGUAAACGUGAGCUACUUGGCAGCCAUGACUCCCUCUGAGCUGCUGUCUUCAGGAGCUGUGGCUGUCACCUGGGGGGACAAAGUCCUGGGCAGCUGGGCAUGGCUCAUCUCCCUGUCGGUGGCCCUGUCUACGUUUGGUUCCUCGAACGGGACGUUCUUCAGCGGAGGCCGCGUGUGCUACAUUGCUGCCAGGGAGGGCCAUAUGCCAGACAUUCUGUCCAUGGCUCACGUGCGACGCCUCACGCCCUCCCCUGCUCUACUGUUUACAUCUGCAAUGUCUUUAAUAAUGAUAAUAUCAGGAAGCUUCACCAGCAUCGUCAACUUUUUCAGUUUUAUGGCAUGGCUUUUCUAUGGAAUGACUAUUUCUGGGCUCCUGUAUUUAAAAAUCAAGAAACCAGAACUACCAAGAUCUUACAAGGUCCCAAUUAUCAUCCCCAUAAUUGUGCUGGUGGCAGCUGUGUACCUGGUGUUAGCUCCCAUCAUUGAUCAACCCCAAAUAGAGAUCCUCUACAUCGUGCUGUUCAUUUUCAGUGGCAUCAUUUUUUAUUUCCCACUGGUUCACUUUAAGUACCACCCUCGCUUCUUACAGAGAGCCACUUUACACCUCCAGUUGUUGCUGGAAGUUGCUCCAACUACCAGGGAUGCAAACUGAGAUAACAUCCUUCUGGUGGGUGCUUGCACCUCAUGGUUUAUCCCAGCACCUUGGUUUUCAAGGCUCAGAAAAUAUUCUUCUGUAAAGAGCACUGAGUAGAAUGUGAGUGACACUAAGUGUCCAGGUGAGAUGGACUACAGCUGUGACUCCUCAUGUUUCCCUAAAAUUCUGGGGACGUUUUUCUCCUUUUCAGCUUUGCCUUGGCAUUACAUAUGGAUUCCAAAUGAAUAUGUGCUUUUGUAUUUUUCAUCCCCAAAAGGGCUGUUUCUCAGGAUCUUAUCUCCUAUUUCAAGAUAAAAUGCAGCAAAAGAUAGACAAUGAAAUAUUAUUCAUAUAGCAGACUGAGUCCCAUAGCCAUUCCUGGCAAUGCCUUUAAUUAUUUUCACCUUGUACACCUUUAAUUAUUUACACACUGUGGCUGCAGAGCUUCUCAAAUCAAUAAAGCAAGGGCUCACCAUGGCCACAAGAAAUAAACCCUUUUUCACUCAGGUAUUCACCCUGGAAGAUUAUGCUUCUUCCAGUUCCAAGUGCACAGUCACAACAGUCCUUUCUCUGUCUCAGAAACCAUCCCACAUCUCCCACAGAAAACUCUCUGACAUGAGACAAGAAGUGCUUUAAAGCUCUGUCAGUUCACUCAGUUGAGAAUGCACUUGUCAUCUGGGAUCCAUCCAUUCAGGAUGAGGAUGCAAGCAGCAUCACUCAAGUGCCAACAUUCACACCUGUGCUUCCUGUGAUCCCCUUAAGAAAAAAACCCUUAUUUUGUGACAAAGUGAGGGGGGGGAAAAAAAAUCAAAAAACCCUAGAGCACAUGUACCAGCAAGAUACUCUGACCAGGAAUUAAAGAAACCACAUACUGGGCUACAUUAGGAGAAGUGUGGCCAGCAGAGCAAGGAAAGUCUGUCUGUAUGGACUCAACCCCUGAAAUAAUGCAUCUGGUGUUGGGCCCUGCUGUUCAAGGUGGAGUUAUGAAGGCAGCUCAGAGCAGUGGUCACAAGCUGUAGCUUGAGAUGUUCAGGCUGGGAAAUGUGCCCCAUGA
Messenger RNA from Passer montanus (Eurasian tree sparrow), 2641 nucleotides. Its product is annotated as b(0,+)-type amino acid transporter 1-like. The coding region runs from base 151 to 1605 and encodes 484 amino acids. Gene Ontology annotation, cellular component: membrane. The record is from RefSeq and is a predicted model, not a curated record. Gene Ontology annotation, biological process: amino acid transmembrane transport. Lineage: Eukaryota; Metazoa; Chordata; Aves; Passeriformes; Passeridae. Gene Ontology annotation, molecular function: L-amino acid transmembrane transporter activity. The transcript is spliced from 7 exons.